GAGUCUGAACCAGUCCGCCCAGUGCCUCCUCCCUUCGGCUCACACCCUCCUUCCUCCCACCGCUCCUCGGGAACAUCCAUCGGUCCGUCCGUCCGUCCGUCCAUCCAUCCAUCCCGGCUGCGGGGAGCAGCGCAGCACCGCCGCGUUCGGAUCCACGCGGACCUAAUCCGGAAAGCAGAGAUGGGUUUCCCCCGCUGGAAGCGUUUCUGCUUUUUGCUCCUCGCAGCCUUCACCUCGUCCCUUUUGCUCUACGGACACUACUACGCUACGGUGGAGCUGCGCAGCGGCCCGAGGGUCGCGGCCAGCCUGCUGCAGCCAGAGCUGCUGUUCCUGGUUCACCCAGACGCCUCACAUCCAGACAACAGCCACCAGCAGGACCUCAGAGGGACUGUGAAGAGCUUCUUCUCCCAACCAUCCUCGGAGCCGGAGAAGUCCAAACCCAGUGGAAAGCAGCCCACCCUGUGCUCCCGCUCGGUGGUGGCCACGGCGAAGGCAGACCCCAGAUUUAAGGAGCUCUUCCAAUUUGACGUCCCUGUGCUGAUGUGGGACCAACACUUCAACCCCGAGACGUGGGACAGGCUGAAGGCACGACGUGUCCCAUACGGCUGGCAGGGCUUAUCUCAAGCAGCUGUGGGCAGCACCCUGCAUCUCCUUAACAGCUCCUCCAACACUCAGCUCUUUGACCAUGAGCGCUUCCCCAGGGGCUGCGUCCGCUGCGCCGUGGUGGGCAAUGGGGGAAUCCUCAACGGCUCACGGCAGGGCCGGGCCAUCGAUGCACAUGAUCUGGUCUUCAGGCUCAAUGGGGCCAUCAUCAAAGGAUUUGAGGAGGAUGUUGGGACCAAGGUUUCAUUCUACGGCUUCACGGUGAACACCAUGAAGAACUCCCUCAUUGCCUAUGAGGCGUAUGGCUUCACCCAGACACCGCAGGGCAAGGACCUGAAGUAUAUCUUCAUCCCCUCGGACGCACGCGACUACAUCAUGCUGAGGUCGGCCAUUCAGGGCAGCCCGGUCCCCGAGGGCUUGGACAAGGGUGACGAGCCACAGAAGUAUUUUGGACUGGAGGCAUCCGCGGAGAAGUUCAAGCUGCUGCAUCCCGAUUUCUUGCAUUACCUGACAACCAGGUUCCUGAGGUCAGAGCUCCUGGACAUGCAGUACGGCCACCUCUACAUGCCCAGCACUGGGGCACUCAUGCUGCUGACAGCACUGCACACCUGCGAUCAGGUCAGUGCCUACGGGUUCAUCACGGCCAACUACGAGCAGUUCUCUGACCAUUAUUAUGAGCCAGAGAAGAAGCCGCUGGUGUUCUACGCCAACCACGACAUGCUGCUGGAAGCAGAGCUGUGGAGGAGUUUGCACCAGGCGGGGAUCAUGGAGCUGUAUCAGCGGUGAGGGCAGCUCAGUCCCACUGCAAGGACUCUCAGUGCAGCACGGAAGAAGUUCUCCUCUUUCUUGAAGGCCUCCUCCUGUCCCUGGAGGGCUCUAACAUACUGGCAGGCCAGCCUGAGGAGCAGUGCCUGCAGCUGACAGCAGAGCAAAGGUGGUGGUGCAGGGCGAGCCAAGGCUGGCAGGGAAAUACUGCAACUCCUCAGGGCCCUCCAGCAUUUCAUGACUCUGAGACUGGCGUGGCUUUGGGACACCUCUGCACGUGGCUGUGAGCUCCCGAUGCCUUGAGAAUGUCUGUGGGGCAGCAGCAGCCCUGGGAAGCACAGCAUUCAUCCGCAGGUGGGGACGAAGGGGAUGCUGGAGAAGCAUACAUCUGACAGACCUCACUUCUUGGAAUUUCCUGGAGAGUUACAGCCUUGAAGUCACACUGGAUAGGCUGCAGAACCUGCAGGGCAGAGCUAUCAACAGCGUGGUACUUAAAAGGGAAAAAAGGAAACUCAAAGGGAGGUGGUCUGGAACCCUCCCACCAUCCUGUGUGUUCCAGCACUGCUGCAGUGGAGUGGCAGAGGCUCCUCCAGCUCUCGGUGGUUGGAGGGCUGAUACUGCACAGCAAAGGGAGUGGUGUGAUCUGAUUACUUUGUGUAAUUAGAGGAACAUUGAGUCAUUAUUUUCUUCUAUGCCUUGUUUAGUGAAUGGGGGGGGUUGGACAAAGCAUCCUGCCUCCUGUAAUACAGCAAGGCUUUGAUUUGGGAAUGGCAAAGUGCAGGUUAGGGGUGGGAGUGGGGUUAUAGGGAUGCUGCCCAAGCACAGCUCUGGAAGAACACAGCAGCAGGGUGGUGGCUGCAUCGGCUCGCUGGGCACUUUGAAAGCAGCCUCUUCCCACCUCGAUGCCAUUUGCUGUACGUCAGCUGGAAGGGUGGAGGGGACAAUUGCUUGCAGAUAUGGCAAGAGAUAACCAGGCUGAGAGCCAGGGAACCUCGAGCUCCCCUCCAGCUCCAUCCUCCUUUGUGACACAAAGCUGCACUCAGCUGCUUCGACCUGCUUCAGAUGUAAUCUCUAGUGGAGCCCUGUUUGCCUUCUCAGGUACGCCUCAAAUUAACCUUUGUUCACGUCAAGACACUGCACAAUGGUUCCAUGGCAGCCUGUUACGCCUGUUUUUACAUACAAACACUCAGCAAAACCUCUUCCAUGACAACACGUCUGAUUCUCACAUCACCCAAAAGACAGAGCACCGAAAGCUCCUCAGUCCAAGUGUGAGCACAGCCCAGGUGGCUUUGAACACACCCAGCAGUGGCACUGUGCCACACGUAGCAAAAAAGAGCAGCUUUUAAAAAGGAAUGCUGACACAGUGCAGCAUCCCACCAUGAACCCCAUCCAGCUCCCAGGGAUACAACUGGGAGCAAACCAGAACCUGCUGGACUCGCAUACAGCUUCUCUAUUUUAAAAUGGAAGGGUUUUUCCCUUCUAGCCUGGAGUUAAAGCACUCCCCAGUUUAUUACCUUAGCAACCCAGGAACCUGAUGGUUAUACUGCUGCCUGUCACUGCUCCCUUAUCUUGGAGCAUCUAAGCUGACCACAAGCACUGUAUCUUUCACAGCCCCAGAUCAGCCAUAGUCACAGUUACUGUGAAUUCAUCUCCUCAA
Phasianus colchicus (ring-necked pheasant) is the source of this 3025-nucleotide messenger RNA. RefSeq names its product ST6 N-acetylgalactosaminide alpha-2,6-sialyltransferase 2 (gene ST6GALNAC2). The record is from RefSeq and is a predicted model, not a curated record. Lineage: Eukaryota; Metazoa; Chordata; Aves; Galliformes; Phasianidae. Gene Ontology annotation, biological process: protein O-linked glycosylation. Gene Ontology annotation, molecular function: alpha-N-acetylgalactosaminide alpha-2,6-sialyltransferase activity.